Messenger RNA from Alternaria incomplexa, 666 nucleotides. RefSeq lists its product as uncharacterized. Gene Ontology annotation, cellular component: CCAAT-binding factor complex; nucleus. The record is from RefSeq and is a predicted model, not a curated record. Gene Ontology annotation, molecular function: RNA polymerase II cis-regulatory region sequence-specific DNA binding; protein heterodimerization activity; DNA-binding transcription activator activity, RNA polymerase II-specific. The transcript has 5 exons. Bases 1 to 666 code for a protein of 221 amino acids. NCBI's taxonomy places the organism in Eukaryota, Fungi, Ascomycota, Dothideomycetes, Pleosporales, Pleosporaceae. Gene Ontology annotation, biological process: regulation of transcription by RNA polymerase II.
AUGUCGGCCUCUCCCCCAAAGCAGGAGGGUGUGGAACCAGUCCAGUCGCCUGACGAAGAACAGCCCAUGGACAGGAACACAGAGGAGAACACAGCUCAGAUAGGUUACGAAUUCGAGGUCAAGGAGCAAGACCGAUGGCUUCCAAUCGCCAAUGUCGCGCGAAUCAUGAAGAUGGCGCUGCCCGAAAACGCCAAGAUCGCCAAAGAGGCGAAAGAAUGCAUGCAGGAGUGCGUGAGCGAGUUCAUCUCCUUCAUCACCAGCGAGGCCUCCGAAAAGUGCCAACAGGAGAAGCGCAAAACCGUCAAUGGCGAGGACAUCCUCUUCGCCAUGACGUCGCUCGGUUUCGAGAACUACUCGGAAGCCCUCAAGAUCUACCUGUCCAGGUAUCGCGAAACCCUCCUCGCAAAUCAGAACAAACCACCCACUGGGCAGUUCGGUUCCGCAGGGCCCGGUGGGCCCGGUGCAGGUCCCGAGAAUCAGCAACAUGUACUGAGCGGCGACUCCGAAAUGACCGAAGACGGCACGGCCUUUGGCUACACGGUCCACAACGGGAACGGAAACGACGAGGAACCAGAAGAGGAGGCAGACGAUUGCGAGAAGCAGAAGCAGUCGUAUAUCAACCCGAUCGCCGGAAAGGAAAUUCUCCCGAAGGAGGAGAAGGAGUGA